Molecule: messenger RNA, 1850 nt
Organism: Lycium ferocissimum
Lineage: Eukaryota; Viridiplantae; Streptophyta; Magnoliopsida; Solanales; Solanaceae
Product: phospholipase A1-IIdelta-like
Exons: 2
Coding region: 78-1373 (431 amino acids)
Biological process (GO): lipid metabolic process
Molecular function (GO): glycerophospholipid phospholipase A1 activity
Source: RefSeq, a predicted model, not a curated record
CUCAUAUGAGACACUGCACCAAAUAAACUUCCCACUUAACUUAAAAGAAGCUAUCUAUCCACAUUUUGUCAAAUAAAAUGGAGACAGAACCAACCUGGAAUGAACUUCUUGGAAGCAACGAUUGGGAAGGUCUUCUUCAACCUUUAAAUCUCAAUUUACGACAACUUAUUCUCCGGUGUGGCGAUUUCUGUCAAGCAACUUACGAUGCCUUCAACAAUGACCAAAAUUCCAAGUAUUGUGGCACGAGUCGUUACGGUAAAAAUUCAUUUUUCCACAAAGUCAUGUUAGAAUCCGCUUCGGAUUACGAAAUCUAUAGCUUUCUAUAUGCCACUGCCCAAGUUGGCGUGCUUCAAGCCAUUUUCCUCCACUCUCUGUCCCGCGAAUCGUGGGACAGAGAGUCCAAUUGGAUUGGCUAUAUAGCCGUUACGACUGACGAAGUCAGCCGUAAACUAGGCCGUAGGGAAGUAUAUGUUGUUUUUCGUGGGACCACGAGGAAUUACGAAUGGGUCAACGUUUUAGGGGCUGGUCCUAAAUCUGCUAACUCUUUGCUUCGUCCUAAGGCUUUUCAAAAAGGCAUUUUAAAUCAAGACGAGGACAUCAAAAGCAGCGAGCCCCCACUUGUGGGAUCACAGUGGUUAUGUUGUUGUGACAACAAAAACUUCGACGAUGAAGAUGAGGACGAGGUCAAAGUAAUGGAUGGGUGGCUCAAGAUUUACGUUUCAAGUGACCCCAAGUCGUCCUUUACGAGACUAAGUGCAAGAGAACAACUUCAAACGAAAAUCAAAGAAAUUAAAAAUCAGUACAAAGAUGAGAAUUUGAGUAUAACUUUUACAGGGCACAGUCUUGGUGCUAGUUUAGCUAUUUUAGCAGCAUUUGAUGUGGUUGAAAAUAGUGUCCCAGUUGAUAUUCCAGUAUCUGCAAUUGUCUUUGGUAGUCCACAAGUUGGGAACAAGGCAUUCAAUGAAAGAGUCAAGAAAUUUCCAAACUUGAACAUCUUACAUGUUAAGAACAAGAUUGAUCUCAUUCCCCUGUACCCAAGUGGUCUGUUGGGGUAUGUGAAUACAGGUAUAGAUUUAGUUAUCGAUAACAGAAAGUCUCCGAGCUUAAAGGAGUCGAAAGAGACGGGCGAUUGGCACAACUUGCAAGGGAUGUUACAUGUUGUGGCAGGUUGGAAUGGGGAAGAUGAAGAGUUUGAGUUGAAAGUGAAGAGGAGUGUGGCAUUGGUGAACAAGUCAUCUUCUUACUUGAAAGAUGAGUAUUUGAUUCCAGGGUCAUGGUGGGUUGAGAAGAAUAGAGGGAUGGUUCUUGAUGAAAAUGGGGAGUGGAUUUUGGCUCCACCUUCAGAUGAGGACCUUCCAGUUCCUGAGUAUUGAAUUUUUUCAGAUUUUUUUUGGAAUGAGCAGUUUGUUCACUUUGCAAUUUUCCAGUUGAUAGUAUUUUUUUGGUUUUCCAUCCGGUGUUCGAUAUUUGCUUUGAAGUGCUGAUUGAUGCGGAUUCGUGCUGUGUAAGACCAUUAAAGAAGGGAGCAUUUCCUACCAAGGUUUUUUUAUUCCCAAGACUCGAACUCGAAAUUUAUGGUUAAGGGUACCUUGGUGGUAAAACAUUUUAUAUUUUUUCACCAAACUGGUAUUGGUACUAGUAUGGUGAGGGAAUCUUAGUAGCUUAGUUAGUUGUCUACAUGAACUUUCACCUUGUUGGUAAAGGUUCGAUUUCCCACCUUGUAAUCACCUCCACCUUUCCCCUUCCCCUACCCUAUGUAAUUUAAAAAAUAAAAAAAAAUAAAAGAGUACUAGUAUGGUGUGGUACAUGAUUGAUUGUCAUAAUAAUAAAAUAAAUAAAGAUUCAAGAUA